AUGUCUGACACUGGAUUCACCGCUCUGGCGACCCGAAGAAGCUCUUCAGCUGUCAAGGCUCUUCCUCCCACCACUCGACAUGAUGGCUCUUCGUCUCCCUCACAGCUGGCAACACAGUUCAGUGAUGGUGCAGUCGGCUCUGAAUCGCAGCCCUCCACUCGUCCACGUUUGCAGUCCCCAAGGCUGGACAGCUGUCGCCAACUGGCCAUAUUCAUUCGUGGAGUUGACGAGACUUUAACUGUCACAGAGGAGUUUCUUGAGUUGGUGCCUAUGACCGACACCACAACUGCUGAGGACAUUUUCUCCUCGGUCGUUGGAGCGCUGGAUAGAGUCGGGGUGGACUGGUCUCGCGCCGUAAGCCUGGCUACAGAUGUGCUGAUUUCAAACAUUCAUCCUGUACACACUCAAGGCAAGCCCAAAUUAACUGUAAAGCCCCAGAGUUCAGUGUUCACUGGAGACACAGUUACUCUGAUCUGUGAUGAAGGACGGUCAACUGGACAGAAAAUUUACUGGCUCAAAAACUUUAAGAGAAUAAAAGCUGGUUCUGCAACAGAAACACUGAGAGAAGUGAGAGUCUCUGAUAGAGGAAGAUAUGCGUGUACUGUAGAUAGAAAGACCACACAAAGCCAAGGAGUCAUGCUAACAGUAAGAGAGAGACCCAAGCCUGUAGUGCGUGUCCAGCCGGAUGGACGUGUGUCCAGAGGACAGACAGUCACUCUCUCGUGUGACAUACAGCAGACAGACGUCAUCAGCUGGAGCUACAGCUGGAAUAAAGAUGAUUCAGAGAUUCAUGUCAGUCAGUCUCAGGAAUACCGAAUCAGUUCUGUUGAUGAAUCUCACACAGGUAAUUACAGCUGCACUGGAAGAGAAACAGGAGGAUCACGAUACUCACACACCAGUGAUAAAGUUACACUCACCGUAUCAGGUGAGAGUCUUUAUAUCUGUUCACAUCAUUCUGACAACAUGAGCAGAAAUGUCUGUAAAUAA
This is a messenger RNA of Carassius carassius (crucian carp), 987 nucleotides long. RefSeq names its product low affinity immunoglobulin gamma Fc region receptor II-like. The transcript is spliced from 6 exons. The record is from RefSeq and is a predicted model, not a curated record. Bases 1 to 987 code for a protein of 328 amino acids. Lineage: Eukaryota; Metazoa; Chordata; Actinopteri; Cypriniformes; Cyprinidae. Gene Ontology annotation, molecular function: transmembrane signaling receptor activity. Gene Ontology annotation, biological process: cell surface receptor signaling pathway.